Messenger RNA from Diatraea saccharalis (sugarcane borer), 2712 nucleotides. NCBI's taxonomy places the organism in Eukaryota, Metazoa, Arthropoda, Insecta, Lepidoptera, Crambidae. The record is from the annotation of a GenBank genome assembly.
ACUCUUUGGUCUGUGGCAAGCCGCAAAAUCAAAAUAAUAAGGUUACAAAAGGUUUAUUAAAUUCAAGUGUUACUCGUGUUUCAUUUUUAACAUAUUUUCUUCACUGCAUUAAUUUUUAAAGUUCUUUAUCUUACCUUAAAAUAGUUUCAAUAAAGUGUAGGAUUUGUAGAUACUUCGCCGACUUUUAUUCCUAAACACGCUCUUAUCAUAGUUGUGUUUAACUUAUUUUUCUCAUAUCUUCCUGAAAUAAGAAUAAAAUGAUAAAUUUUUAAUAAAUCUACUAAGUGGCCGAAUCACAAUAUGUCUUCUAGUCCAGACUCGAGCUUGUUGCUGAGGACAAUUGAGCUUAACUAUACAAAUAAAAAACGAUCUAAUUCCUUCAAAUGGAUCGUGGUGAACAGCAUAUUUUUCCUAAUAUUUGCAUAUGAUUUAUGGUGCGGAUGCGAGUGCGGGCUGGGUGUGUUGCACUAUGUGGAGGCUGGUGCGUGUGGCGUGGCGGCUGCCAACCUGCUGCAGCACGUGGCGCGCACGUUGCCCGCGCGACGCACGCCUCUCCCGCUCACGCCCGCACAGCGACGUCUGCUCGGACUACAAGCCACUAAACUAGAUUCGUCGUUCCGUGAAGUGAGUCCAGAAGCUGAGGUGCGUCCACACACGUCAGGGGGAAGUGAUGAAUUAGAAUUGUCGCCCCUCGCUCGGGCUCGGUCGUGGGGCGGGGCAGGGUCGGGUGCGGGGACGGGGACGUCGCCGCCCCCUUCUCCCUCCUCCCCACAACACUCACCCUACUCGUCACCCGCGCGCCUCGACCGUGAUGAGUUCAUUGCGGACCAUCAAGCUCUCGCUGAUUAUUUGAGGAGGCGUGAAGAGAGCGAGUCUCGUGUAGGUGAGGGGGCGUGGUCGUGGUCAGGUGCGUGCACGGGGGCGGGAGCGGGAGCGGCCACUGGACAGCCGCCCGUCUAUCAGCUGGCUGCCCUCGAUACAGAGGGCGAGGAGGGUAGUGAGGGCGUGGGCGGGGGCGCAGGCGUGGGCGUGGGUGGAGUCGCAGGGUCGCCGCAGAUGUGGCGGCGGUUGCAGCUGGACCCACGCCGUCUCACGCAGUUCAACCUCAACCUGAGACUGUGGCUGCAGGUGACGAUCCUGGAGCGCGUGGUGCGUGAGAUGGACGCGUUGGAUGCCGCGCUCGCCGCGCACGGGAUGCCCGCCACCUCCCUCGGACAAGUGGGCGUGGAGCGGUUGCGGGCGGUGUGCGGUGGGGCGGAGCUAGUGCCGUUCCUGGCACCCUUCCCCGACCAAAGAUACGUCGUCAGGAGAUAUAGGGAGUUGGCGGCGGGCGGGUGCCUGAGCGAGUACCGGUGGUGCGGGGGCGGGGAGGGGUGGGACGAGUCUCGCCCCACCGAUGCAGAGUUGAUCCUGCACGCCUUCGCCACCUACAUGGACAAGCAGCUCCCCGCCGAGGGUGGGGGUGGGGGAGGUGCAGGGGGAGUGUUCUCGUCGUGUCACUUGUCUCGUGGGGGGGCGCCGCCGCGUGGUAAGGGCGUGCUCGCCAUACAUCAGGUGUCUCGCUCGCCGCCACACUACGUGCUCGCCUGCGGAGACGAGACACUAGAGGUGGGCGCCGGCAGGAACAAUCUUCUGCACGUGUUACUCGUGUUCGUGGCGGUGUGCGCGCGCCACGAUCCACCCGCCCUCAAGCGUCUACAUCUCGGGAAGGCCGGCCUCAACAUGUUGUGGAUAAUCGGCCGGUGAUUUAUCAACAAACAACAAAACCAACCUGUGGGCUAACUAAUUUUAAAAAUUUAUCGAAAUCCCUUUCAAAUUGAAGCGAUUGUGCUAGCGAUUUAUGAAGUUUUUGGAAUUAAUGAUGAUUUGAAUGUGAUCAGGAAACAACCAAAACUUAGUUAAACACGUCGAAAGAUUGCAGUAAACAUUUAACUCUUUCGUUUGACGUUUCUCAGUAGCUUUCAAGCAUUUUUCGCUUUGCUCAAACAAUUACAAUAGGGAUGAUGACUGGGUGAAAAAAUUGCAAUUCUAUUUAGUCCGUCAGUCUAAUAAUAGAAAAAUAUUAGAUACGUAUUUUUUUUACUUCAAUUUAACAAGAAAUAGCUUAGGUAACAGGCAUUAAAGUUGAGGAGUGGGGGCUCGCUACGUCACAGUUGAGUAGAAAACGUACUCAUGCGAAAUUUCAACUCAAUGUAACGCCGUAAUUUUAUGAUUACGAAAAAAAUACGUGUUUAAUAUUUUUUAACACUACCUGACGGACAAACAAACAAAAUUUAGUCAUCAUCCCUAUUAAGAUCAUAUCAACGAUAUCGUUCAUUUAAUAUCUUUGAAAAAUAAUUUCACAAUCUCUAUCACAUGUCAAAUAGUUGUAGCGUGACGUUCGUGAAUAUCUUUCAAAUAUUGAAUUGAAAGGGAUGGUGAUAGAUUUUAAAAUUGGACAAUGCAAUCUACCAGACCCUAUCUGUCAGAUUAAGUAAUCUGAACUUGUUUCAUUAUGAAAUGUGAUUCAAUAAACAGUCGUGUAUUUUUUUAUUUACAUUUCUGAAUUUGUAGUCAUGAGACUGACUUUUUAAAUAACUAACCGGUUCUUAUUUCGGUUAUACCUAUUAUAUAAGCUACAGUGUCGUUUUAAGUAAUUAAUAGUUUGUACAGUUAAGUCGUAAAAUUAUAAAACGCUAAUUGUAAGUAAAAAAAUAAAGUUUCAUUACAUAG